AUGUCGGGACCUGUGUUCAUCUUAAACAAGGAUGACUCCGAUGAUUCCGGGAAGGAGAAGGCCGAUUCCUUAGUUGAGAAGAAGUCGGAUGCGUUAACUGAUUUUGGAAGUGAGAAUCAAGAUGGAGCUAAGGUGGAGAGUGAGAUUGAUGGAGACGAUGAUGUUACGGCCAAGAAAAGAAGGCAAGUAAGAAACAGAGAUGCUGCGGUAAGAUCAAGGGAGAGGAAGAAAUAA
Microthlaspi erraticum is the source of this 234-nucleotide messenger RNA. Lineage: Eukaryota; Viridiplantae; Streptophyta; Magnoliopsida; Brassicales; Brassicaceae. The record is from the annotation of a GenBank genome assembly.